Molecule: messenger RNA, 7003 nt
Organism: Loxodonta africana (African savanna elephant)
Lineage: Eukaryota; Metazoa; Chordata; Mammalia; Proboscidea; Elephantidae
Product: myosin-16-like
Cellular component (GO): myosin filament; myosin II complex; cytoplasm
Molecular function (GO): actin filament binding; ATP binding; microfilament motor activity
Source: RefSeq, a predicted model, not a curated record
UUGGCUCCUCCCGAGAAGGAGAGGAUUGAAGCCAUGAACAAACCCUAUAACAUCAAGAGGUCCUGCUGGGUCAAAGAUGAAAAGGAGGGCUUCAUCGCUGGGGAGAUCCAGUCUGAACAGGGCGACCAGGUCACUGUGAAGACAGUCACCAACCAGACACUCACCUUGAAGAGGGAUGAUGUCCAGCAGACGAACCCACCCAAAUUCUACCAGGCCAGUGACAUGGCAGACAUGACCUUCUUGAAUGAGGCCAGCGUCCUGAACAAUCUACGCCAAAGCUAUGUCAACAUGAGGAUCUAUACCUAUUCGGGCUUGUUCUGCGCGACAGUCAACCCCUACAAGUGGCUGCCCAUCUAUGGGGCCCGCGUGGCCAACAUGUACAAGGGCAAGAAGCGCACAGAGAUGCCACCCCACCUCUUCUCCAUCUCUGACAAUGCCUACCAUGAUAUGCUCAUGGAGCGUGAAAAUCAGUCUAUGCUAAUCACUGGAGAAUCUGCUGCUGGCAAGACCAAGAACACGAAGAAGGUCAUUUGUUACUUUGCCAACAUUGGCGGAACUGGCAAGCAGUCCGCGGAUGGGAAGGGGUCCCUGGAGGAUCAAAUCAUCCAGGCAAACCCUGUGCUGGAGGCCUUCGGGAACGCCAAGACCACCAGAAACAACAAUUCCUCUCGCUUUGGCAAGUUCAUCCGAAUCCACUUUGGAACAACGGGCAAACUGGCUGGAGCUGACAUAGAGAGCUAUCUCUUAGAGAAAUCUUGGGUCAACUCCCAGCAAUCAGCGAAGAGAAGCUACCACAUUUUCUACCAGAUUCUCUCUAACAAGAAGCCUGAACUUAUUGAGACUCUGCUGCUGGCCACCAACCCCAAGGAGUACCACUGGGUGAGCCAAGGCGUCACGGCGGUGGAUAACAUGGACGACGGGGCAGAGCUGCAGAUCACAGACGAAGCAUUUGACAUGCUGGGCUUCACCCCUGAGGAGAAGAUUGGUGUCUACAAGCUGACUGGGGGGGUCAUGCACUUUGGGAACAUGAAAUUCAAGCAGAAGCCCCGAGAGGAGCAAGCUGAAGUGGACACCACGGAGGUGGCUGACAAAGUCGCCCAUCUCACGGGUCUCAAUUCCGGGGAGCUCCAGAAGGGCAUCGCCAGGCCCCAGGUCAAAGUAGGCAAUGAGUUUGUGCAAAAGGGCCAGAACAUGGAGCAGUGCAACAACUCCAUCGGGGCUCUGGGCAAGGCCGUCUAUGACAAGAUGUUCAAGUGGCUGGUGGUCAGGAUUAACAAGACCUUGGACACCAAGAUGCAGAGGCAGUUCUUCAUCAGGGUGCUGGACAUCGCUGGCUUUGAGAUCUUUGAGUUCAACAGCUUUGAGCAGCUGCGCAUCAACUUCACCAACGAGAAGCUGCAGCAGUUCUUCAACCACCACGUGUUCGUGCUGGAGCUGGAGGAGUACAAGAGGGAGGGCAUCGAGUGGGUCGUCAUUGACUUUGGCCUUGACCUGCAGGCCUGUAUUGACCUCCUGGAAAAGCCCAUGGGUAUCUUCUCCAUCUUGGAAGAGCAGUGUGUCUUCCCCAAAGCCACGGACGCCAAGUUCAAGGCAGCCCUGUACGACAACCACCUGGGCAAGUCCAACAACUUUCUCAAGCCCAAGGGGGGCAAGGGGAAGGGGCCCGAGGCCCACUUCGAGCUCGUCCACUAUGCAGGCACUGUGGGUUACAACAUCACGGGCUGGCUGGAGAAGAACAAAGACCCCCUGAAUUAAACCGUAGUGGGCUUGUUCCAGAAAUCGACUGUGGCGCUCCUGGCCCUUCUCUUCAAAGAAGAGGAGGCUCCGGGUAUGCCUGACCCCUUGUUGUCUGGGAGUAAGAAGCAGAAGAGAGGGUCUUCCUUCAUGAUAGUCUCCAACUUCUACAGGGAGCAGUUGAACAAGCUGAUGGCCACCCUCCACAGCAUCUCCCACUUUGUCCGCUGUAUUGUUCCCAACGAGUUCAAGCAAUCAGGCGUGGUGGAUGCUCACCUGAUCAUGCACCAGCUGGCUUGCAAUGGUGUCUUGGAGGGCAUCCGUAUCUGCAGGAAGGGCUUCCCCAACAGGCUGCAGUACCCAGAGUUGAAACAGAGGUACCAAGUGCUGAACCUCAGUGUGAUUCCCCAGGGCUUUGUGGACAACAAGAAGGCCUCAGAGCUACUGCUCAGUGCCAUUGACCUGGAUGUGAACGAAUACAAAAUUGGAUAUACCAAGGUGUUCUUCCAAGCUGGCAUUCUGGCCAAGCUUGAGGACAUGCGGGACGAGUGUCUGGCCAAGAUUAUGACAAUACUCCAGUGCCAGAGCCGGGGCUUCCUCAUGAGGGUCAAGUUCAAGAAGAUGCUGGAAAGAAGAAUUGGCCUGAAAGUCAUCCAGUGGAACGUGCGCAAGUUUCUGCAUCUUCGCUUCUGGGGCUGGUGGAAGCUCUACAGCAAGGUCAAGCCGCUCCUGAAUGUGGCACGACAAGAGGAGGAGAUGAAGGUCAAGGAGGAGGAGCUAAGGGAAGCGAUGUUCAAGGCACAGGAACUGAUGGGCAAAGUCAAGGAACCGGAGGAGAAAACAGCCACUCUUAGCCAGGAGAAGAAUGACCUCACCAUCCAGCUGCAGGCUGAACAAGGGAACCUGAUGGACGCCGAGGAGCGCCUGACCCAGACGAUGAAGACCAAGAUGGAGCUGGAGAGCCAGAUCUCUGACAUGCAAGAGCGGCUAGAGGAGGAGGAGGGUGUGUCGGCCUCACUGAGCGCCACCAAGUGCAAGCUGGAGGGGGAGCUGAGCGAACUGAAGCGCGACCUGGAGGCCCUGGAGACCACACUGGCAAAGAAAAGAGAAGGAGAAGCCCUGGACCUCAGGGUCUGCACCCUGACCGGUGACCUCUCGCUCCGAGAAGACUCCAUCACCAAGCUCCAGAAGGAGAAGCGGGCCCUGGAGGAGUUGUACCAGAAAAUCCUAGAUGACCUGCAAGCUGAAGAAGACAAGAUGAACCACCUGACCAAGAACAACAGCAAGCUCAGUGCUCAGAUCCACGAGCUAGAGGACAACUGGGAGCAAGAAAAGAAGAUCCGGGCAGAGGUGGAGAAGGCUCGCCGGAAAGCUGAGAGUGACUUGAAGAUGACCAUCGACAACCUCAGUGAGAUGGAGAGGUCCAAGCUGGAUCUGGAGGAGGUGGUGAAAAAGCGAGAUAUGGAAAUCAACUCUGUCAACUCUAAAUAUGAGGACGAGAAGUCUCUGAAUUCCACCCUGCAGCGGAAGCUAAAGGAGUACCAGGCCCGCAUCGAGGAGCUGGAGGAAGAACUGGAAGCCGAGAGGGCAAUGAGAGCCAAGGUGGAGAAACAACGCAGCGACUUGUCCUGGGACCUUACUGAAGACCUCAGUGACAGGCUGGAGGAGGCUGGUGGAGCCAUGUCUGCUCAGAUUGAGCAGAACCGUAAGCGGGAAGCAGAGCUGCUGAAGCUGCGGCGCGAGCUGGAGGAGGCAGCCCUGCAGAGUGAGGCCACGGCCUCCACGCUGCUCAGGAAACACACAGACUCCAUGACCGAGCUGACGGAGCAUGUAGAGAACCUGCAGAGGGUCAAGUCCAAGCUGGAGAAGGACAAGCAGGCCAUGAAGGCUGAGAUCGAUGACCAACACCUGGAGACCGUGCAGAAGUCCAAGAUGAACACGAAGGCCCACGUCCGGAAGCUGGAAGAUUACUUGUCGGAAGCCAACGCCAAGGUGGCCGAGCUGGAGAGAAACCAAGCAGAAAUCAACGCUAUCAGGACCCACCUCCAAGCUGAAAACAGUGAACUGAGCUGGGAAUAUGAAGAAUCCCAGAGCCGCCUCAACCAGGGCCUGCGGAUAAAGACAUCUCUGACAUCACCAGUGGAUGAUUACAAGAGGCAGCUGGAUGAAGAGACGAAGUCUCGAAACACUGCUGUGGUAAGUCUCGCCAACACCAAGCAUGACCUGGACCUGCUGAAGGAGCAGCUGGAGGAGGAGCAGGGCGGGAAGUCAGAGCUUCAGUGCCUCGUGUCCAAGCUCAACACGGAGGUGACCACCUGGAGGACCAAAUACAAGACUGACGCCAUCCAGAGGACUGAGGAGCUGGAGGAGACCAAGAGGAAGCUGGCUGCCAGGCUCCAGGAGGCAGAAGAGGCAACUGAAUCCGCCCAGGCCCAGGCCGCCUCCCUUGAGAAAAAUAAGCAAAGACUCCAGGCAGAAGUUGAGGACCUCACCAUCGACUUGGAGAAGGCCAACGCUGCAGCCGCUGCCCUGGACAAGAAGCAGCGGCUCUUUGACAAGAUGCUGGCCGAGUGGCAGCAGAAGUGCGAGGAGCUGCAGGUGGAGGUGGACAGCUCACAGGAGUGCCGCGUGUACAUGACAGAGAGCUUCAAGGUCAAGACCGCCUACGAGGAGUCCCUGGAGCACCUGGAGUCGGUCAAGAAGGAGAAUAAGACCCUGCAGGAGGAGAUAAAGGACCUGAUUGAUCAGCUGGACGAGGGAGGACAGAGUGUGCAUGAGUUGCAGAAGCUGAAGAAAAAGCUGGAGAUUGAGAAGGAGGAACUCCAAGUGGCUCUGGAGGAAGCGGAGUCUUCCCUGGAAGUUGAAGAGAGCAAGGUGAUUCGAAUUCAGCUGGAACUGGCUCAGGUGAAAGCUGACAUCGGCCAGAGAAUCCAUGAGAAAGAAGAGGAAUUUGAAGCUACAAGGAAGAACCACCAGCGAUCAAUCGAGUCCUUGCAGGCCAGCCUGGAGGCAGAAGCCAAGGGCCGGGCAGAGGCACUCCGGCUCAAGACGAAGAUGGAAACAGACCUGAACGAGAUGGAAAUCCAGCUGGACCACGCCAACACGACAACGGACCUGCAGGUCCAGAUGGAUGAGGACGCCCGGCAGCGCGAGGAGCUGCGGGAGCAGUAGAACCUGCAGGAGCGGCGCCUGAGCCUGCUGCAGACGGAGCUGGAGGAAGAGCACUUGUCCCUGGAGGGCAGCAAGCGCUCCCGCAAGCUGCUGGAGCAGGAGGUGGUGGAGAUCACUGAAAGGCACAAUGAGGUCAACGUCCAGAACCUAAGCCUCCUUGUGGUCAAGCGCAAGCUAGAGUCUGACAUCCAGCGCAUCUCCAACGAGCACGAGGAGCUCAUCAGUGAGUUCCGCUCAGUUGACGAGAGGGCUAAGAAAGCCACCACAGACGCUGCCCGCAUGGCGGAAGAACUCCAACAAGAGCAGGACCACUGCAUGCACCUGGAGGAAAUCAAGAAGAACUACGAGGCCAACAUCAAAGACUUGCAGGCCAAGAUGGAGGAGGCUGAGCAGCUGGCUCUGAAAGGAGGGAAGCGUACAAUCAUGAAGCUGGAGGCCAGGAUCCAGGAAUUAGAGACAGAGCUGGACGGCAAGCAGAAACAGCACCUGGAGACGGUCAAGACACUGCGCAAGAACGAGUGCCGCCUCAGGGAGCUGGUCUUCCAGACAGAGGAGGACCACGAGACCAACCAGCGCAUGCAGGAGCUGGUGGAGAAGCUGCAGAACAAGCUGAAGGUCUACAAGAGGCAGAUCGAAGAGGCGGAGGAACAGGCCAACCAGACCCUGGCUCGAUACAGGAAGACGGUGCACGAGCUGGAUGACGCUGAGGAGCGGGCCGGCAUGGCGGAGGCCCUGAACAAGCUGCGCACCAGACACCGCGUGGCUGGCCAAGGCAUCACCUCCGUGGAGAUCAUCCAGGUGUCCAAGCCAGGCUCCUCCAAAACCCUUUCUGAGGAGUGAGGCCCUCCGCCACAGCUGGUAAUACAGAUCUCUGAACAACAGCCCACUGAGAGGAAGAAAAUGGAAAACUGAAACUAUCCUAAGAAUGUUUACUAUGCAAAGGAAAGUGAAGACAGAAAGAGACAGAAACCCAAGAAGGAAGAUAGCUAUGAAGGAAGAUAGCUAGGUGGGAAGAUGAGCUUGGGGGUAUAACUCUCCAGUCAUUAAAAAAGAGGGCUUAAAAUUUACAUGGUCUCUGAGGUGGCAUCAACCUUGUACGCAUUUGGACGACAGUGGCAAUGGGCCUGUUUUAGCUGAGAUCCUACAUGUUCAUGUCAAGGACGGAAUAUGUAAUGUCUGUGUGACCUGGCUGUUCUCUAGAAAUAAUUCCUGGCGUGGACAAUUUUAACAUCUUGUCCGGUGGAACUAAAAUAAAAGUAACAUGAAAAAUAGACCUGACUGGAGAUUGCGUUUGUUUUUAACCAUAGGAUUUAAUUUUUCUGAGACUUUUAAAUGCAAAAGCAAUUUUUAUAAUGACAAUAUAUCAGAGUUUCUUUGUGUUCCUAGGUCCUAAUCUAUAGUGCAUGUUUCCACUAAAAACUAUGAAAACUGUGCAGUCUUGGUGAGGUUCUUUCCAGCUUCUGAAAGAGUCUGUAUUAGUUUCCUCAGGCUACCAAAACAAAAUACAGAAAUUUGUUUCACAGUUCUGGAGGCUAGGAGUCUGAAUUCAAGAUGUAGGCAGGGGCAUGUUCUCUCUGAAGGCUUUAGGGGAUGAUAUUCCUUGUCUCUCCUGGCUUCUGGUAGCCCCAAGCGUUCCUUGGUUUGUAGAUGUAUCAUCUGUAUGUCUGUCUCUUCUCCUUUGUAAGGACACCACUGAGAUGGGAGCAGAAUCCACCCUACUCCUAUAUGGCCUCAUGUUAACUUCACUGAUAACAUCUUCAAAGAUCCCAUUUCCAAAGACCAUCACAUUCACAGGUACCAGGGCUUAGGACUUCAACAUAUCUUUUUGGGAGACACCAUUCAAUCCAUAAUAGGGUCUAUGAGAGAAAGGAAGACAAUCUAGGCUUCCUAAAGCUAAGAAAGAAUUACAGAAUCAUAAACUCCUGGGUCAGAAGGGAUACUAAAACCCAUCCAGGCUAACGUUUCACAUGGCUCCACAUCUCUGCCUCAGUGUCUCCCAGGAUGUUCAGACACUGGCAUGUCACCGCUGUGAGGACAGACCGUUCUGAGGUUCUGUUCACUGCUGUAUCCUCAGCUCCUAGACAGAGCCAGGGAUGAA